AUGGAGGUCCCCCAUGAGGCCUCCCACCACAGCCCCGCAUUGAGAUCGCAGGUGAUCCAGAAUGAUGGGGUUGUGAGAUGGACCCACCGAUCGGUCGAUGGGCCGUAUUCAUCCAGACGGGGUUCAAGAGGCUCUCAUUCGGUCAUGGUGGGGCGGGAGUCUCAUGGGAGUCCCCUCCCCGGCGCGCCGGCGGUUUCCCAUCGGGAGCCCUACUCCGUCAUUGCGGCCCAGGGAAACCCUAAUGGAUACGGGUCGUCCUCGGAGGUAGUCGUCUUGCGGCGCCCGGAGAUCUCUCGCGGGAUUGAGGAGACCAAAGAUUGGCUUGAGGGAAUGAAGCACGUGAUCGAGAAGGACCGCAUCGGCUCACGACCCUUGGCUCGACAACGGGAUCCACCCCCGCCGACCGACUUUCAUCACCCUCCCCCUAUGGAAGAGGAAUUGCCGUGUUUGCGGUAUCCCGGGCGAAGCCCAUUAUCCCACACGGACGACCUCCCCAAACCUUCCGAGCCCGAUCGCACGACAAAAUCUGCCCCAAUUCACCAAGAACGCGGCCCCACAACAUCCAACGGCCAUCACUAUCAUUCCAAUCAGGUUUUGGCCAGGGCGCCGGCGCGGAUGCCAUCCCCGGCCUCUUCCUCGGCCACCCAUCAUUCCAUGGAGGCGAGCAAACAUUCCAUUCCGUGGGAGGAAGUCGAAUCGGUGGUGGAGGUGGCGGCCCCUUUAAGGCUGAACUCGGCGAAGUUCAUGUCGCCAAAGUCAAUUUCUACUUCUGGCUCGCAGAGGCAGACAACAGCGGAUUAUUCACCCAGAGUACACUCGGUGAUUGAUCUUUCGCUUCUGAACGAUCCUGUUUUCUCGUUUUACUCUUUUAUGGAUGGCCACACAUUUAAUACGACGGCGGCGCUAUGUAAGUAUAAUAUCGGGUUGGCUGAGGCCCUUUCUGACGAGGACCUCGACCGUAUCCGAGAGGUCGUGUUUAAACACAACGAAUCGGACUUUGCUGAGCUGCUCUACGGGGAUGAUAUUCAGUACGAACUGGAUCUCAUCAAUGCGACCCUUCACAACAUCAAUGACCUGCAGAUUAGGUGUGAUAUGCAUGCCUUAUCGAUAAAGGCGGUCAAACGGUUUAAUAGGAAAUGUUGUCAGGCCCAGAAGGUGAUUAGGAGCGCAGGUCGUGAACUACCCAAGGCCAUCCAGAGUGCCGCCUCACGGAUCGGCGAUCGCUAUCAGGAUGAAAAUGCUAUACCAUUGUACUAA
Molecule: messenger RNA, 1257 nt
Organism: Phytomonas sp. Hart1
Lineage: Eukaryota; Euglenozoa; Kinetoplastea; Trypanosomatida; Trypanosomatidae
Source: the annotation of a GenBank genome assembly